Molecule: messenger RNA, 3340 nt
Organism: Hylaeus volcanicus
Lineage: Eukaryota; Metazoa; Arthropoda; Insecta; Hymenoptera; Colletidae
Exons: 16
Coding region: 126-3284 (1052 amino acids)
Biological process (GO): receptor-mediated endocytosis; intracellular protein transport
Cellular component (GO): AP-4 adaptor complex; membrane coat
Molecular function (GO): cargo adaptor activity
Source: RefSeq, a predicted model, not a curated record
AUGAAACGAUUUUAAUUUAUUUUUGUUAAAAAUGAUACAAUUUUAAAAAUAAUUUUUGUGUCUUGUGAUCGUGUGUUUGUUUUGAAUUCAAUUGGAUUUUCUAAAAUUGUCGCGGAAAACAUAACAUGGGAACGGAGUUACAUUCAAAGGAUUUCUUACAAUUUGUUAAAGCAAUAGGAGAGUCUCGAUCUAAGCAAGAAGAAGAUCGUAUUUUAUUAUCAGAAAUACAAACAUUAAAAAAAUGUUUUACAGCACCCGACUUGAGUGCAUUUCAAGUCAAAGAAUAUCUUGUAAGAGCUAUUUACAUUGAAAUGUUAGGUUAUAAAGCACCCUUCGCGUACAUCCAUGCUAUAAAAUUAACACAAACAAGAAAUCUGUUAUGUAAAAAAGUUGGAUAUUUAUUUUGUUCUCUUUUUUUGAAUUCCCAGCAAGAAUUAUUAUUAUUAUUGAUUAAUUCAUUACAAAAAGAUUUACAAAGCAGCAAUUAUAUGGAAGUGGACGCAGCAUUAUCUUGUUUAUGUAAAUUAUUAAAUAAAGACAUUAUUUCAGUCGUUUUGCCUUCUGUUUUAAGUUUAACAAAACAUCAUCCGAAAGUAUCCAUUAAAAAAAAAAGUUGUAUGGUUUUGUAUUGUAUCUAUCAGCAUCAACCGACCUUACUUGAAACACAACUACCCGAAUUUAUAAGAGGCGCUUUGUGUGACUCCAAUUUAUCCGUCAUAGGUGCCGCACUUCAUCUUUUUGAAUUAUUAAUACAGGAAAAUAAAAACUCGUAUAAAGAUUUAGUCCCAACGCUUGUUUGUAUAUUAAGACAAAUACUAGACAAUCGUGUAUCUCAUGAUUAUGAUUAUUACUUUAUUUCUGCACCAUGGAUUCAAAUCAAAUUACUUUCUCUUUUAGGAAUUUUGGGAGAAGGUGAUCAGGUAGCAUCUGAUGAAAUACAAGAAACGUUACUUCAUGUAUUUCGAAAAGCCGAUUUAAAAGUGAAUGCAAGUUUUGCUAUUGUUUAUCAAGCUGUGAAAACAACAACAGCUAUACUUUCCUUAUCUAACGUUGUCGAAGCGGCGUCAACAAUUGUCUCCAAAUUUAUAACGUCUGAAAAUCAAAAUUUGAAAUAUAUUGGUAUUAAGAGUUUAGCAUCUUUAGUUCGAGUCCAUCCAUCUUUCGCAACACAAUCGGAACAUCAAUUAAUUGUUUUAAAUGCAUUAGAAGAUUCGGACGAAACAUUAAAGAAGAAAACCCUCGACCUUCUUUAUCGUAUGACAAAUCCUAAGAAUUCCAUGGCUAUUAUUGACAAAUUAUUAUCUUAUUUAACAUUACCUGUUGAAAGAUCUUUUUAUAAAGAUCUAAUUUAUAAAAUUUGCAGUUUAGCUGAAAGGUUUGCACCCAAUCAGCUUUGGUAUGUCACCACACUGAAUAAAGUGUGGAUGAUUGGAGGUGAUGUAGUUCCCCAAAACUCAGCCCAUAAUUUAUUACGACUUGUGGCUGAAGGGCCUACCGGUUUAGAUCACCAAGAUAAUCUCUUUAGACAACAAACUGUUAACAUAUAUAUACAACUGUUAAAUGAGCAUUCGGUCUUACCGGACAUAUUAGUUAAAACAAGUGUAUGGAUUCUUGGAGAAUAUGGGUCAUUAAAUACAACUGUCGGAUAUGAAAAUCUUGAGUCAUUAAUCCAUUUAGUUCAAAAUUGUUUAACUCUGAGAACCAUUAAGGAAACGACUAAAAGUUGGAUAUUCUCUUCCAUUUUUAAACUUUGUAUUGCUCGCCUCAUUGCGUUAGUGACGCACGCUGGAAAAGAAGAUUCCUUAAUCUUGACAGCUUCCUAUAAUAGUUGGAGUGAAAAGGAAAAGGUCGUAUGGCCGCCUCGCGACAGUCGUUUAAUCCCCUGUGUUGUUUCUUUGUUAAAAGACUAUUCGUCUACCACAAGUUUGAUGUUAAAACAACGAUGUGUAGAAUUUCAAUAUCUUGUGAUGACCCCAGAACCUGGAGAACCUUUUGAUACUAUUUUUCUUUUAAAAGAAUUAUAUCCUUUUGAUGGAGCUUGUGAAGAUAUUCAUGUUGACAUAAAACUUUCUUUUUUAAAUGCGUAUGUUGAAAGCUGUUUAUUGAAAGGGUCAUUACCUUGUCCAAUAGAACAAGAAAAAGAUUCUUGUUAUCCAAAAAAUAACCAAAAUAAUUCACGUACUGUGAAUGCGACGAAGUUAAGCAAUACGGUUCAAUAUUUUUCCAAAAUAGAAUGCCAAUCGAGCCAUUUUGCAGAAAAAGAUCCAUGUCUGACUCCUUAUCCUAGUGAAAAAGAUUAUUUUAAUGACGCUAUAAAACAAAUUGAUCUUCCUUCUAGAGAUAAACACGAGUCUGCUUUGAAAUCUCAUUACCCUGAAGAAAAACUUCUUGUUAGAGGUCCUAGUGUUUGGGGACCUUCAGGUUAUGAGGCUAAGUCAUCAUGCAAUGAGGCAACAAAGCAAAAAACUUCAACAACACAAAAAGCUUCUUACCAUUAUGUGUUGCCUGAAACCAACGUUUCUACUUUGUCCCACAAUACUUUGAUGGAUUCAGAAAAACAAAAAGCUGCACAAGAAUUAUUUUGUGGUUUUGAUUCAAAUUCAAAACUUGAUGAAACCAAUACUUUAACUUUUUCACCGCUCACUUCCGAAAAUUCUUUACACUAUAAGAAGGAUUUGACCACUUCUCCUACCUUUUUAACAAACGUAUCCCAACAAGAAACAGACAAAAAUGAUUGGCUAAAUGGGACUAUGGUUGAUCCUACAAAGAAUCCGUCCUCCAAGCCACAAGAACAGAUCAUCCAUGGGCUGCUAUUGGAUUCAGAUGACCUUAUACACCCGUCCCAUGUUCCAUGCGAAUCUAUAUCAACGCUACCGCUUAAAAAGGCAAUAGAACCAGUGUAUCCGACAAAGUUGUUAUCCCUCUUAUCUCCAAUGGAAAUAUCUAUUGACCAAGUUGAGAUUACUUGGUCAACGUUACCUUAUGAAAAAAAACGUCGGAUGCUAACGAAUAUCAAAAAUGCUUCAGAUCUUCUCACAUCGCUUCAGAAAAUUUUACCAGUCGCCAUUGUUCAAAGCAUAGCAGAAGAAGCUAUUCUAGCAGCACAGGAUACAAGCAAUACGUCAUCUUUUGUUUAUAUUCAUGUCAAAUUGAUUCCAGCAGAUGCUAUUGAAUUUAUAUUUCGUGCAAGUCAACAACAAAUGAUUGAAGGCUUACCUGACGAAAUAUUUCAAUGUUUAUCUUUUCAUACGAUCAUUAAUGAAUCUCUGCGUCCCAGCUCUUAGUAUCAAUUAUCCAUGUUUUUAAUGUAGAAUGCGUCAUCAAUGAAAAACCUUGUGUU